AGAAUGUUUGACAAAGUGAACCUAAUUAUUCACCAUGGCGGGAACUUUGUUAGUGUGCCUGAAACUAUGUACGUAGGGGGAGAAGUGGAGUGUAUCCCAAUAGAUCCGGACUUGAUUUCUUAUCCUCAUUUAAUGAAAGCCUUAAAGUCUGGGAGGUAUGGAAAUAUUAAAGGACUGUUUUUUAAAAAACCUACUGAUGCUAUGGGUGACCUGCUUGCCCUGUUCAAUGAUGCAUCCACACUUCAGCUCAUACAUAUGGCUAGUACUUGUGGCCAGUGUGAGAUAUAUGUAGAGCAUGGUUUGGAUGAGUGUGAACUGAUUCUCCCUUUACCUGGACCAAAUAAUGAAGGGGUUAUUGAAGAAUUUGAAGUACAAGUUCAAGGUCUGACACCAGAAGAAGAAAUGCAGACCAAUGUUAGACAAAGUGAGGCACAAAUGCAUAGUGGUAAGGUUUAUGAAUUGCAUCCUGAGGCUGAUGAUUCAUCAUCAGAGGAAGAAAGGCAUGACAGUAUGGAAGAAAUCUGUGAAGAUGGGCAUGGCAAUGGGAAUCUUGAAAGGGAUAAAGCCAUUCAAGAAGAUGAAGCAGAGUUUGAAGAACAUGAUUCUGAUUUGGCAGACCUUACAGGUACAAAUGAUAAUAAUGACACUCAUGAGGAAGCCACAGAAGUGGAUGAGAGGGACAAUGAUGUGCAUGUUGGGUCUGAGUCAAGGGAUAAACCCACUCCAGAAGCUGAAACAGAGUUUGAAGAACAUGAUCCUGAUUUGGAAGACCUUACAGGUAGAAAUGAUAAAAAUGACACUGAUGAGGAUGCAGACAGUGUUGAAUAUGAUUCUUCUAACCCAGGAAGCUACACAUCUGACAAAGAAAUAGAUGAUAAGCAGUCUAAACCUCCACACAUCAACCAUGUUUCCUAUAAUCCGGAGUCUGAACCUCCCCUGAUUGAGGUGGCAAUGCUUUUUGAAGAUGCAAGGCAAUUUAAGAAUGCCAUGGUUAGGUAUGCUGUGUUUCAUAAAAGAGAUAUUCGCUAUGUGAAAAAUACAGAUACAAGAGUUAGGAUAAAAUGUGCCCCACCAUGCCCUUAUAAUAUUACUGCUAGUUGGGAACCUUGGCUGAAGUGCUUCCAAGUUAAGGUUCUUGAAUCCGAACAUUUAUGCAAUUUGAGGUUCAAGUUAAGAAUAGUUAGUGAGAAAUGGAUAGCAGAGACAUAUGAAGAGAAGGUACUUGAGAACCCAAGCAUGGGUGCAGUAGAGUUGAAGGAACUUAUCAAGAGUGAGCUGAAAAUUAAUGUAUCUGCUAGUAUGGCCACAAGAGCUUUGAGGGAUAUACAGAAGAAAACAGAAAGAGAUUUUAAACAUCAGUUUAUGAAACUAAGGAAUUAUGCAGAGGAAUGUUUGAGGUCCAUUCCAGAUUCAACUGUGGUGAUUCACACAACCAAAGUUGUCCCAGAAUCUCCCUCAAUUUUUCAACGCAUUUACAUGUGUUUUGGGCCAGUCAAACGAGGUUUUCUAGAAGGUUGUAGGAAGGUAAUAGGGUUGGACGGUUGCUUCUUGAAAGGACAACUGAAGGGUGAGAUAUUAACUGCAGUUGGGAGGGAUGCGAACAACCAGAUGUUCCCCAUAGCUUGGGCUGUGGUUGAGAUUGAGAACAACUCCUCAUGGACAUGGUUCUUAGAGCUAUUGAAGAGUGACUUGCAGAUUACUAGGCCAGACUUAUGGACUCUAAUUAGUGAUCAACAAAAGGGUCUAUGUAAUGUGAUCGCCAAUAUCUUCCCUGAGGCUGAGCAUAGGAACUGUGCUAGGCACAUACAUGCGAAUUGGAGCAAAUCACAUAGGGGGAUGGUGUUUCGCAAAUUGUUUUGGAAAUGUGCAAAGUCCACAUGUGAACCACAAUUGAUAGAUGCACUAGCAGAAGUAGACAAGGCUGAUAUUCAAGCUGGUACGGAUUUGAGGAAAUAUUCAUUGAAGUUAUGGUGCAAGGCAUAUUUCAGAACCGAAGUGAAGUGUGAUACAGUAGAUAACAACUUGUCUGAAGCUUUCAAUAGCAGCCUACUCAAAUGCAGAAGCAAGCCAUUGAUUCCCAUGCUUGAAGACAUCAGAGUUGGAAUGAUGAAAAGAAUAGCAAAAAAAAGGAAAUAUGUGGAAAGGUGGCCUGGAAAUUUUGGACCAAUCAUUAUGAAGAAGCUAAAUAAAAAUGUGUUAGCAAGCCAAGCUUGGCAUGUGGACUUCAAUGGUGAUGAUGGCUACGAGAUUAAGAAAGGAAGACAUCAAUUCAAGGUCAGCCUUAAUAGAAGAACCUGCUCUUGUAGAAAAUGGGACCUCAGUGGUAUCCCGUGUGCCCAUUCUAUCUGUGCAAUCCUGGAUAAGGGAGACCAACCGGAAGACUAUGUGGACAGAUGGUACUCAAAAGAGCUAUACCAAAAGACCUACUCUUAUACCUUGCAACCAAUAAAUGGAGAACUGUUGUGGCCUAGAACAGAACAUGAAGAAAUGUUACCUCCUUUACCAAGAAAGAUGUGUGGAAGGCCUAAAAAGAAGAGGGUAAGAGAGGAAACUGAACAAGCAACGUCAAAUACAAAACUGAGUAGAAAAGGUAGGAUUAUGACAUGCUCCAUAUGUCAUAAAGAAGGACACAACAAAUCUUCAUGUCCAAAUAAGAAGACACCUACUGAAGAAAGAGGGUCAGGGACAGGACCUAGUCUUGAUGCAGGUGGAUCUGGUCAUGUGAAUGAUGAUUAUGGAGAUGUUGGGAAUGGAAGAGGUGGAACGGGAAGAGGGGGGAGAGGUAAAGGAAGAGGAAGAACACCACAAUCUUUUGGCAAUGGAAGAGGGA
Molecule: messenger RNA, 2830 nt
Organism: Cuscuta epithymum
Lineage: Eukaryota; Viridiplantae; Streptophyta; Magnoliopsida; Solanales; Convolvulaceae
Source: the annotation of a GenBank genome assembly